AACCACACUUUAGACUUAUUUAUUUAACGCAAACACACCGCGGUGUUAUCCAUCUUUAUAUACACGUUGCGUAUUAGAAUGGUUUGAUCCACGGUGGCUGCUUCUUCCUAACCGUUAGACCGGGAAAGUUUUGAAACAUUUUUUUUUUCAUCAAAACAUGCAACAGUUAGCAGCAGCGGAAGCUAACUAGCCGCUAACUAGCCAUCGCAAACAAACGUUAGUUAUGUGAACCAUACAUUAUAAUUUUUGUAUAAACGAAAUUAACGCAAAGCAGACGUUACUUAACGAUGUGUAGAGUCUGAAUGCACCUUUCGUUUUUAGGAACAUUCUGGAAACAGUCAGCCGUUUGUUAACAUUAUUGAACACUGGCUAACUAUUGGUAACUUGGUGUCUCGAGCGCUAGCUAAAGCAACGUGUCUCAUUUCCGCAUUCAUUUGUCUGCGGAGUGCCAGAGGGCCAUGUUGAAGAUAUCUGGUCUGAACAUUGUGCGUUGAUUGAAUCAGAGACUUCUAUUCAGGCCGCCUAGACGCUGAACUGUACCCCCUGGGAACCAGUUACGUCCCUGAAAUUGAAAGUGUCCAUGACAUAUCAGUUGGCACAAAGAGGGGAUCCGACGAACUCUUUUCUUCCUGCAUAGCCAACGGGCCCUAUAUCAUGAGCUCAGCCAAUGGCAACGACAGCAAAAAAUUCAAAGGUGACGUGCGCAGUCCUGGUGUUCCGUCACGUGUGGUCCACGUACGCAAGCUGCCCAACGACAUAAAUGAGGCUGAAGUUAUCGGCCUGGGACUGCCCUUUGGGAAGGUCACUAAUUUGCUGAUGCUGAAGGGGAAAAACCAGGCAUUCUUAGAAAUGACCAGCGAGGAGUGUGCACAGACGAUGGUGAGCUACUACUCCUCUGUAACCCCCGUCAUCAGAAACCACCCCAUCUACAUGCAAUACUCGACUCAUAAGGAGCUGAAGACCGACAACUCCCCCAACCAAGUGCGUGCUCAGGCAGCUCUGCAGGCAGUCAAUGCUCUGCAUGGCGGUGGGAUGGGGGGCAUGGCCAUUCCAGCAGAUGUGGCUAGCAUGGGAGGAGGAGGAGGAGGAGGAGGAGGAUUAGGCUCCCAGAGCCCUGUACUCAGAGUCAUUGUGGAAAACCUCUUCUACCCCGUCACCCUGGAUGUACUUCACCAGAUUUUCUCUAAGUUCGGCACUGUGCUGAAGAUCAUCACAUUCACCAAGAACAACCAAUUCCAGGCUCUGAUCCAGUAUGCCGAUGGCAUGACGGCUCAGCACGCCAAACUGUCUCUGGAUGGACAGAACAUCUACAAUGCCUGCUGUACCCUGAGAAUCAGCUUCUCCAAGCUCACCAGCCUCAAUGUCAAGUACAACAACGACAAGAGCCGGGAUUACACCCGUCCAGAUCUCCCCACUGCAGACUCACAGGCCUCGCUGGACCACCAGACCAUGGCAGCUGCUGCAUUUGCUGCACCGGGCCUGAUCUCAGCCUCUCCUUAUGGUGCAGCUCAUGGCUUCCCUCAAGCCUUCGCCAUCCAGCAGUCAGGGUUGUCAAUGCCCGGUAUGCCUGGUGCCCUGGCGUCCCUGGGCGUGAGCCACGGCGGCAUGGCUGCUGCCGCGGCAGCCGCUAGCCGGCUCGGCCUGACCGGGUUCGGUGCCGCUGUGGGACACCAUGUGUUGUUGGUCAGCAAUCUGAACCCUGAGAGCGUUACGCCACACUGCCUCUUUAUUCUUUUCGGUGUGUACGGCGACGUGAUGAGAGUGAAGAUCCUGUUUAAUAAAAAGGAGAACGCUCUGAUCCAGAUGUCUGAUAGCACUCAGGCUCAGCUAGCUAUGAGCCACCUGAACGGUCAGCGUCUUCAUGGCCGGGCCAUGCGCGUGACGUCAUCCAAACACACCACAGUGCAGCUGCCCAGAGAAGGCCACGAGGACCAGGGUCUCACAAAGGACUACGGCAACUCCCCGCUGCACCGCUUCAAGAAGCCCGGCUCCAAAAAUUACUCCAACAUCUUCCCACCCUCGGCAACACUCCACCUCUCCAACAUACCGCCUUCUGUGGUGGAGGACGACCUCCAGAGGCUUUUUGCCAGCUCAGGAGCUACAGUCAAGGCCUUCAAGUUCUUUCAGAAAGACCGCAAGAUGGCCCUGAUCCAGAUGGGCUCAGUCGAGGAGGCAAUUGAGUGCCUCAUUGAGUUCCACAACCAUGAUCUUGGAGAGAACCACCACCUCAGAGUGUCCUUCUCAAAGUCCACCAUCUGAGUGCCGUUCCUCCCUCCCUCCAAGUGUAGCGCCAUCUGAAUGCUCUUGUCACGGUUGCCUUCAGUGGAGAUGGCCACCGUUACAUCUUGAUGGCUGUGGUUCUUUGUAGACUGUUGCUCCCGUCACCAUUCUUAAUCAUUCCCCUCGUUAAUAGGUUUUGGUAUCACAUUUAAUCUAUUGUGCUUCCGAUUCCUGGUUCCAAUUUUUGUCAUACGUUACCAAAAUAUGUUAACAAUCAAACCAUAUUUUCUUUUUGAUUUACGAUGUCGAAAAACUGUUAAUUCACCAUUAAAAUACAUGGUAUUUUACAUUAACACGUAAACAAAUGUGAAUAUUUUCUCAUGCCACACACAGAUUGGUUGUUGGCGGUUUUACACUAGUCUGUAUUUGAGUUGGUCCUGCUGACAUCAGCGGACUCUGGGCAUUGUGAUUUGGACCGAGGACCUCUAAAAACAUGCGUUCUUGUGGCGUGCCGCAAGUUGGACAGACUUCUCCACGGGAGGAAGCCGUGCCGCUUGUGAUUACAGUUCCCUGUAUCACUGCUCUCUUUUGUUCCGCUUGUAAGCGGUAGGUCCCGCCCGUAAUGAUGUAAACACUAUUCACAUGCAGUGUGACAGACGAUGUAAACGAGUGGGUCACAAUUUGGCUCAGGAACCGGUAAAUAGAAUCGAAGCACAUUUCUGUUUCCAGGUCAGGACCGGUUCUUUGUACCCAAACCAUCAAAUUCAAUCUGUUCCAUCAUUUAGUUCUUAAGUGGGGGUCCUGUGAGGGGGGCAACAUUCUGCAAUGAAACGUGUUAUACUGGAGGUGAAGUAGAGGCAGCCCAUGAACUGUCACUUUAGACCAAAUCGCUUAAAAAAAAAAAAAAAAAGUUGAAAAAAAACCUUCCACCACAGAUGCUCAUGUGGAUGAAUCGUAUCCACACAAGACACACUUCAGCAUUCCUUUUAUUGUGAUAGUCAUGUGGAUAUAUCUGUGUGUGUGUGUGUGUGUGUGCGUGUCUUUUUGAAAUGCCACUUUGACCCUGUUUGGCCAGUCAGAAACGGUUCGAUACGAAAGGAUUUUGUUUUGGCCCACAGACCACCAAACAAUUAAUAUCCCAGUAUCUCUUUUGAUUUUAUCUUCUUGUAACUACCCGCUUAAUUGCUUCGGGCGAUCCAUACCACUAUCUGGAGUCAUUCGAUAAGGAUGCAUUUUUCUUACAUCUGUAUCUACAGUCUUGUGCCUUCCUUUACCCCAAACCAGAUUGCCUUAAGCAUCGCUCUGGCUUUAUUUGGAGAAGACGUGGCUCUCAAAAUGCCUUUUUCAUGCCUUGUGGUAUGUACCAGCAUUGUUAAAAUAUGGGGAUGGGGGGGUGAAAGUGGCUCAUUCAAACUUCAGUUUCAUCUUAAAACACAAUUGUUUUUUUCCUAAAGAUUUGUAUGCAUAUCCCCAUUAUAUGUCUGUAGAAGCUAUGAAUGUAUGUCAGUUAGGUGCCUAAUAUCCUCGCUAGGUGAUGUAGCUCUGUUAGGUGUUGUUUUGUGGCAGGAGGCCGAGCUGUAGCCGGCCUUCCUGUCUUCCAGUCCCCAUCCACCUCCACGUAGUCCUUCCUCAGGCAGGGCCGUGGUGUUUGGGGCGUCAUUUAACCAUAUUAUGUUCAUCUAUACGUGGACGCCUAUAUAUUCAUUUAUCUUUUCUUUUAAUGUUAGUAUUUUCAUGUGUAUCACUGCUACGCUUCUCUGAUACCUAUACGUAGUGGCUGGGUUUGAUCAUUAUCGCAGUGCCUUGAGUUUUUAAUCUGAGGCCGAAGCAUUUUGCGGCCCGGUCGGUUGACUUUGUUUACCUCUCGUUCAGGUGUUUUUAUCUUUCCGGUCUCUGAAGAUGCCUUUAUCCCAUUACUUGCAGGUAAACCUACCUGUGAGAGAGCAGCUUGGAGUCAUUUGUCAACUGAAAGUAACAACAGUCUUGGAUUGUGUUUAAAACGAAUCCUAAACCCAGUAUAUAUAUAUAUAUAUAUUUUUUUUUUUUUCUUAAAUUCAGAAUAACAGGAUUACAUGGUGGGUUAGCCCUCACCCGCUCCGGUCUGUCUCCACCUCUACGCCACAGCCCGGUUCUUUAGUGCACUUUUCCUCAACGAUCGGUCCAAGUUGGCGCCAUCACGCUGAAGUCUUAAAACGUCGUCUCAUUCCUGCGUGCCUCGAGCACCGGUCUCCACAGCCUCGACCACUGUAGUUUUGGACCAGAUGCAGAUUCACUUCUGUCUCUAUUUUUGUAAAAGAUUAUUAUGCAUGGUUUAACGAAGCUUCAUGUAGCUACAGGUGGUAAUUGCUGUUAAGGACCAAAGUAUCUUCUACCCCUGCUGUUAUGUAGUGUUGUGAUUUCUAAAAAAAAAAUUUUUUUCCCUCACAUUUCCACAAGUACACAAGGCUUCAGUUUCCUUUUCUGUCUGUUUCUCAGAUGCCUUGGACAAUUGUCACAUGAAGUUAAAGUAUGUUUGGGUAAUCAGUCUAUACUGUAUAUUGUGUCCCUUUUUUUUUUUUUUUUUUUUUGGAUUGACAUUACAAAGGGUCUACUUUGGUAGUUUGCUUUAGUACGGAUGCUUAAUUGAACCACAGUCCUAGCUGUGCUGUUGAUGGUGUAGAAGAUUAUAUGCCUUUCUUUUUUCUUUUUUUUGUUAAAGCUUUUAUGUUCCUCCUCUUUUAUAUGGGCGCGGGUGGGGUUAUUGUAUGAAGCGGGAUUGAUGGUUGUAUAUAUUCAUGUUUUUGUACCACAAUCAUUUGGAUUAUAUCCACUUUACGUUCAAAACAUGUAUAUUUUGAUAAAACAAUACAGACCUAUUAAGCUCUGCCGAGCUGUAAUAACAAAAAAAAACUUUUGUAACAAAGACAUUAAACCUAUCUGAACACAGAAGUGUCUCUGUAUGUGCCCCCCCCUUUGCCAUUCUGUUCUUGUCUCUUGCAUCUUCUGCUGCCUUCAAUAAAUCUUUAGUUUGUUCCUCCUU
Molecule: messenger RNA, 5239 nt
Organism: Anarrhichthys ocellatus (wolf-eel)
Lineage: Eukaryota; Metazoa; Chordata; Actinopteri; Perciformes; Anarhichadidae
Gene: ptbp1a
Product: polypyrimidine tract binding protein 1a
Exons: 16
Coding region: 655-2259 (534 amino acids)
Biological process (GO): mRNA processing
Cellular component (GO): nucleus
Molecular function (GO): RNA binding
Source: RefSeq, a predicted model, not a curated record